CAGGGACGCGGGGCGGAGGGGGCCGGGCGGCCGCGCUGAAGACGGAGGGCCGGCCUCGCCCUCCCGCCGCCCUGGGGAAUGGCCGCCACGGCCGAGCUCUUCGAGGAGCCGUUCGUGGCAGAUGAGUACAUCGAGCGCCUGGUAUGGAGAACCCCCGGAGGAGGCUCCAGAGGAGGAGCCGAAGCUUUUGAUCCUAAAAGACUACUGGAAGAGUUUAUAAAUCAUAUCCAAGAACUCCAGAUUAUGGACGAAAGGAUUCAAAGAAGGGUUGAGAAACUAGAGCAGCAGUGUCAAAAAGAAGCCAAGGAAUUUGCCAAGAAAGUGCAGGAGUUGCAGAAAAGCAAUCAGGUCGCCUUCCAGCACUUCCAAGAACUAGAUGAGCAUAUCAGCUACGUGGCAACUAAGGUCUGUCACCUUGGUGACCAGCUGGAGGGGGUCAACACGCCCCGCCAACGGGCUGUGGAAGCUCAGAAGCUGAUGAAAUACUUUAAUGAAUUUCUGGAUGGAGAGUUGAAGUCUGAUGUUUUUACAAACUCUGAAAAGAUAAAGGAAGCCGCUGACAUUAUUCAAAAGUUGCACCUAAUUGCACAGGAGUUACCUUUCGACAGAUUUUCAGAUGUGAAAUCCAAAAUAGCAAGUAAAUACCACGAUUUAGAAUGCCAGCUGAUUCAAGAGUUCACCAACGCUCAGAGGAGGUCCGAAAUCUCCCGGAUGAGAGAAGUGGCGGCCGUCUUGCUUCACUUCAAGGGUUAUUCCCACUGUGUUGAUGUUUAUAUAAAGCAGUGUCAGGAGGGUGCCUACCUGAGAAGCGAUAUAUUUGAAGAUGCAGCAGUACUUUGUCAGCGGGUGAACAAGCAAGUUGGCGAUAUCUUUAGUAGUCCAGAAACCGUACUGGCCAAACUUAUACAAAAUGUGUUUGAAAUCAAACUUCAGACUUUUGUGAAGGACCAGUUGGAAGGCUGUAGGAAGUCUGAUGCAGAGCAGUACCUUAAAAAUCUCUACGAUCUAUACACGAGAACGACCAACCUUUCCAGCAAGCUGAUGGAGUUUAAUUUGGGAACGGAUAAGCAGACUUUCUUAUCAAAGCUUAUCAAAUCCAUUUUCCUUUCCUACCUGGAUAAUUAUAUCGAGGUGGAAACGGGUUACUUGAAAAGCCGAAGUGCUAUGAUCCUGCAGCGCUAUUAUGAUUCCAAAAACCAUCAGAAGAGAUCUAUUGGCACAGGCGGUAUUCAGGAUCUGAAGGAGAGAAUUAGGCAGCGUACCAAUUUACCCCUGGGACCAAGCAUCGACACCCACGGUGAAACCUUUUUGUCCCAAGAAGUGGUGGUUAAUCUCUUACAAGAAACGAAGCAAGCCUUUGAAAGAUGUCACAGGCUCUCCGACCCAUCUGAUUUGCCAAGGAAUGCGUUUCGAAUUUUUACUAUUCUUGUGGAGUUUUUGUGUAUCGAGCACAUUGAUUAUGCCUUGGAAACAGGACUCGCUGGAAUUCCUUCUUCUGAUUCCAGAACCGCAAACCUGUACUUUUUGGAUGUCGUGCAGCAGGCCAAUACUAUUUUUCAUCUCUUUGACAAGCAGUUUAAUGACCACCUCAUGCCUUUGAUUAGCUCGUCUCCAAAACUGUCGGAAUGCCUCCAGAAGAAAAAAGAUAUAAUCGAACAAAUGGAGAUGAAACUGGACACCGGCAUCGAUCGGACACUGAAUUGCAUGAUGGGGCAGAUGAAACACAUCUUGGCUGGUGAACAGAAGAAAACUGAUUUCAAACCAGAAGAUGAAAACAACGUCUUGAUCCAGUACACUAAUGCCUGUGUCAAAGUGUGCGGCUAUGUCAGGAAGCAGGUGGAAAAGAUUAAAAAUUCCAUGGAUGGGAAGAACGUGGACACCGUCCUGAUGGAGCUGGGAGUGCGUUUUCACCGGCUUAUUUACGAGCACCUACAGCAAUAUUCUUACAGUUGCAUGGGUGGCAUGUUAGCGAUCUGUGAUGUGGCCGAAUACCGAAAGUGUGCCAAAGACUUCAAGAUUCCGCUAGUAUUGCAGCUUUUUGACACGCUGCACGCCCUCUGCAACCUCCUGGUCGUGGCCCCAGAUAACUUGAAGCAGGUCUGCUCGGGAGAACAGCUUGCCAAUCUGGACAAGAACAUACUCCACUCCUUCGUGCAGCUCCGCGCCGACUACCGAUCCGCCCGCCUGGCUCGCCACUUCAGCUGAAGCCCAGCCGGCAAGAGCGAAGCGGUGUACCGAGCCCAGCCCCGAACUUUGAAAAGCACAGCGGGUUCGGCCCCGGAAAUCUCGAUCACAAAGGAAAGACCUGGAUGAGCACGGCUCGAAUCUGCACCCAAGGAAAACGUGCACUUACCCAUAUUUAACACCACCGCAAGCUUUUAAAGCUUUCUCUCUGGCAGCAGAGCCCGCCGGCUAAGUAGCGAGAGACGGACGAUCGCACCGAGACGUCUUCUCUUCCAGUUAAUGGAUUGGGGAGUGGAAACACAAGCGAAAUCGCUCGAAUCUUGGAAACAAAUCAGAUUAGCCCGAGUCUCUCCUCCUCCCUUCCAAUCUCUGCCUUCCUCCGGCCUCCGGGCACAUAAACGCGUGAUCGGCGCCAGCGACACGGAUCUAGCCGGUGUAGCGUGGCGAUAGUGAAAUAUCUUGGUAACUCUCCCGACGAAAGGAGAUCUGAAAGAUAACUAACCUGCUUCCGAAUGUGUUCUUUCAGUGGGUAUUCCCUCUCCCAAUUUCCCACAGACACGUUAUCUCCCACGGUCUUGUCCUGCUCUCUAUCUCUUCUUACAGGAUUCCUCCCCCACCCCCCCCAGUUUUGGCAAGCGGGUUUUCUUCUGAAAAAUCUGUUCUCCGGUGUUCAGUUAUCCCUAUCCAAAUUCCUAAAACUUCCAGAUCCAGACACCGGUUACCGGCGCCAGCCACUCCUGCCUGGUUCUCCUUCACUGUCUUAGCACGGUAUUAUCGAGGUGAGCGCGGGAAGUGCGUUAUGCCAGGCCCUGUCAAAGCGUUGCGGGAGAUUGGGGCAGCUUCAGAGAGCUGCAGAGUUCUUCUGUUGGUUGGCCAGGAUGGAGCCAUAGCAAGCUUUGGACUCCGGAGAAAGGCAGAGGCGUGUACAGUUGCCAUUUCAAAAAGCUCUGAUGUGCAUUCAGAGGACACCUCCGUCGCUUAAAAGCCAACAGUUUUAAGGCGGAGGUUUUGCUGGCCAUUUAAAGAUCCUUGGACAGGGCACCAAUCUGUAGACGCUUGGCACAUUAUUCAAUAAACGUUUUAAGACUUCCCACCCAGGUGCGGUUCGAAAGUCUUCGGUGGGGAUUUUGAAUUCAUCGGCAAAGGUGUAGAAUAUAUUUUCGUUGUUUCUUAAAUCCUUUGGUAGUUGGUUUUUUUCUAUGCUUGAGUCCCGUGCGAUACCCUGCCACCGGGCCCAAAAGAGGUUGGUUGGUGACAGAAGACACAAGGUGAAUGCUUACAAAUGUUGACCUGUAAACAUUUCGGCUCAAUAAACAAAUUGACUCGA
Ornithorhynchus anatinus (platypus) is the source of this 3511-nucleotide messenger RNA. RefSeq names its product exocyst complex component 5 (gene EXOC5). NCBI's taxonomy places the organism in Eukaryota, Metazoa, Chordata, Mammalia, Monotremata, Ornithorhynchidae. Gene Ontology annotation, biological process: Golgi to plasma membrane transport; exocytosis. The coding region runs from base 79 to 2205 and encodes 708 amino acids. The record is from RefSeq and is a predicted model, not a curated record. Gene Ontology annotation, cellular component: cytoplasm; exocyst. The transcript is spliced from 19 exons.